AUGUCUUCCGACGUUGGCACCACCCCUUCCACGGUGGACAACAGGUCCACCAGCACUGAGGAGGAUGAUCUCCUGGCCGAGUUCGAGGCCGCUGGCAACGACAACGACACGGACAGUCUCUUCGGAGACGCGCCCGGCGACGACGACGACAACGACAGUCUCUUCGGAGACUCACUCGUCGAACCAGACGAGUCCAGCGUCGUCGCGCCGGAGUCCGCAGUCACGCCUCCGUCGCCCGCCAAGCCCUCGCCCGCCAAGCCCUUGCCGGCCACACCUUCGCCCCCGGCCCGGGCGCCUUCGCCGGCGCCCUUCGCCCUGAGUCUUCCGCCGCGCCCGCCAACCCCUCCUCCCAGUGAGGAGAAGCCGGCCAAGAAGAAGAAGGCGAAGCAGCCGAAGAAGGCUCCGGCACCCCGCGGCCGCCGCCUCAAAGGCGCGCUCGACCCCGUCCUCAAGCCCACGCUGGCGGAGCGGCUCGCCGACAGCCCGGAGACGGCCGCGCCGCCGCCCGGGCGCGCGACCGUCGACAAGCUGCACGACCUCAACAGCUGGGUGAACCGGGCCCGCAUCAACCUCGAGGACUGGAAGCAGAAGGGGGAGCAGAAGGUCAGGCUGAGCAACAGCCUGAACAUGGAUUGGGAGUGGGUGCACGCCCACCACGGCAAGUGUCCCGGCGUCCCCGACCGGCGCGAGAUCUUCGCCGCCUACCUGUCUGCCGGUGCUGGCGCCGGCACGCUCGACGAGGAGACCAUGGACCGGCUGAUCUACACCAGCGCUUUGGGUUGGGUCCUCAACCCAAAGUUCGUCCGGCCCAAGUUCUGGGUAGGGUUCGACCCCCUUGACCCACUCCACUGUCACCAGGAGGUGUGGGUGCCCGCCGAGCCCAGCGCCGCUGUCCCCGCCGCUUCGUCUUCGUCUCCCGCCGCCGCCGCCACAUCUUCUUCUUCUUCCGCCGCCGCCGCCACAUCUUCCUCUUCUUCCGCCGUCGCAACCGCCACCACCACCACACCCUCCUCUUCGUCUCCGCCCCCCGUCGCCGCUCAGAGAGCUCCGACUCCGCCUCGCGGUGGAACGUCCACGGCCGCUGGCGGUCGUGGCCAUACCACCGCAGGCGCCAACAACAACAACAAGCGCAAGAGGGACGACGCCCCUGCCGCCGCCGCCGCCGGCGCCAACAGAGAGGGCGACGAGGUAGUCGAGGUUCCGCCUCCGCCGCCGCAGAAGAGGGCUCGUACCUCGCGGCGGUCGGCUGCGGUCCCCGGCUCCUCGUCGGCCGCGCCCAUCGUCCUCGCGGACGAUGAGGUUGCGGACCCUCGACCGGCAAUGACGACGACGAACGUCGGCUCUGCUAUCCCCGCCCCCGCCGCCAUGAUGCGCGGUGCGCCGUCGUGGCCGCAGGCCACCAACCCAUCCGGUCGUCCUCCCGCCGCUCCCGCCGCCGCCGCCCACACCUCCACACCUGCGCAGCAGGUUUCCACCCCUCCCGCCAGCCAAGAGGCCGGUGGCCACGCCUACCAGACGCCGCCGAGGAGGUCUGUUUGCCCUGGAUACGGCGACAUGGCGGACCUGCGCGCCUGGAAGCAGCAGCAGCAGCAGCUACCGCCGGAGCAGCGGCAGCGGCAGCCGCCGUUCAAGAUCUGGGACCCCAGCGCGGAUUUCUCCGCCAUGGCCGGCACGCUCGCCCCUGGUCAGGGCAGCGCCUAUGCCGGUGGCGGAGUGCCGCGGCAGGACCCUCCUUGGACGCGGUAG
Molecule: messenger RNA, 1746 nt
Organism: Thyridium curvatum
Lineage: Eukaryota; Fungi; Ascomycota; Sordariomycetes; Thyridiales; Thyridiaceae
Exons: 2
Coding region: 1-1746 (581 amino acids)
Source: RefSeq, a predicted model, not a curated record